Strongylocentrotus purpuratus (purple sea urchin) is the source of this 1580-nucleotide messenger RNA. RefSeq lists its product as uncharacterized. Bases 270 to 1121 code for a protein of 283 amino acids. The record is from RefSeq and is a predicted model, not a curated record. Lineage: Eukaryota; Metazoa; Echinodermata; Echinoidea; Camarodonta; Strongylocentrotidae. The transcript is spliced from 4 exons. Gene Ontology annotation, cellular component: cytosol.
GCAAUACCUGUAAACAUACACUACCGAUCACAUUACUGCUAAAAAAGGGAACAGUUUGUGGAAAACCGCGGUAUAUGAACUUGAUCGAGUUUCCAUGAAAAUUAUGGUUGCGCGCAUCCGGGUAGGUUAUUUAAUCAUUAAUGUUAUUGACACGCUCUCAGUUUAAAAACCAGUGUCUAUAAAACCUUGCUCGUUUUAUAACACUCCGCGAUCUUCUCUGCGAUCAGACCCGUAGUUUUGUUUGAAUCAUAGCAGAUACCGCACAGUCGAUGCUCUUAAGCUGUGGUUGCCCUAACAGGCCUUCAAGACUAAACAGCCCAAAAGAUUGGAGUAUUAUCUUAAACAUGUCGGCAUUGAAGAGAAGCCCCCGAAAUGUCCGCAGUCCGCGCAGCACAGCGGCCAUGGUCAAACACCUGCCGUCUGCGGUGGCCGCCUUACUACAGUCGGGAAAGGGGCCGGCAAAGUUGACCAAAGUCGACACCCCGGACGGGGUAAAGGCGGUGCCCUUAGCCGACUGGCUAUGGGACAAAAGUCAGGUGCAGGCGCAGGCGGCACUCGACACUGACUUCAUCCAGGGCAUCAAGAGUGGUCUUCUGGAUCCCACCAACUACGGUGGCUACACAGUUCAGGACGCCGUGUACUGCGAUAAUGCCACUGACUACUUUGGGAUCGCUGAGAUGAAAGCCUGCGAUAAAGACCUAAAGGAAUUCAUUGCCGCACGCAUAAAAAGUUACGCUGAGUACACGGAGAUAAUGUUCAAAGAGUGGUACAUCCAGGACCCGAAAGGGAUUGCCAUGGGAGACGCCGCUGCCUCCUACUCUAAAUUCGAGCUGGGCGUGGCUACAAAGGAGGAACCGUUUUACCUGCUGAUUGCCAUGUUGCCGUGUGAGAAGCUGUGGGGGUGGCUUUCCCAGCAGAUCGAAUCAGGCAUAAAUGACACCAACGUGUACAGUUUCUGGAUAGAAGAUAACCUGCCGGGAAGCCAUACACUCGCGACUUACAUCAACGAGAAUGCCGUGAGGUUUGGCGUGGAUCCACAGAAGGCCAUGGACAUCUACCAACAGGGUAUGCAGUGCGAGGUGGAUUUUUUCACUUCGGGAACAAUCGAGGAGGUAAACUGAAUGGUCUGAAUGUCCAACGUUCCAACUGUGAGGUUGCAACACUCUUAAUUAAUAAAUUAAUGCAAAAUUACACAUGAUCGAAACCUACUUGGUGAACGUUAGGCUCCGUCAUUUUUUUGCAAUUCUAUUAGCGCAAUUGAUACUGGAAUACUCUUUUUUAUAAUGUUUUUUUUUAGCUCGUGGCAAUUGUAGCAGUUUAUGGCAAUUUUUGGAAAAUCGCGUUUUAUUCGUAGAAUUUAGUUUUAAGUGGAAUGUUAUCUGUAACAUAUGAUCAUUAAGUAUGUGCGUAUUAAACCUAUGUACAAAAUAAAACAUGGAGGCGUAUUGGUGCGAAUCAAAAAUUAUUAUGUUGAUUGUACACGGUAAAUGGUCUUGGUCAAAAUACUAUAAAAAAAAUAGAAAGAAAAAAUGGCAACAUGUCACCACCAGCUGACAAUUUGGAGUUUGUGAUUUGUUUUU